Messenger RNA from Trichobilharzia regenti, 4398 nucleotides. NCBI's taxonomy places the organism in Eukaryota, Metazoa, Platyhelminthes, Trematoda, Strigeidida, Schistosomatidae. The record is from the annotation of a GenBank genome assembly.
AUGCGUUCUGUGUAUUCCGUAGUUGAAGAUAAUCUUCGGAAUAAUCAUAACAGUCAUAAUAAUCAUAAUAAUAACCAAAAUAACACCAGUCACACGAUACUGCCAACACAUAUUCCACACGAAUAUCAUCCAUUACCAGAACAAGAAGCAUCCAAUCUAUUCCGGCUGAUUGAAGAAUCUCCAAAUGGGACAGAAAUUAUCGGUGUUUCAAAAUAUCUACAUCAAUAUAUUCUAUUCAACUUACAAUUCCUUUCUAGCCAGCAUGAAAAUCCUGCGAACAAGAUGAUUAAUUUUAACAAACUUCAGUUCAAUUUUCAAUUGCUUGAUACACAUGAUCCAUUGACAAAUGCGUUAGAUUUAGAGGCAGUUAGCGGGAAACUGACUGUGAAAAAGCGUAUUGAUCGUGAAGCUCUAUGCAGUGCUAAUUCUUUCCCCUUGACAAUCACCAGUAGCAGUAGCACCAGCAGCCUCAGUUCAAGGUUUCCAAUCAACGGUAGACCUCCGUUAUUUUUACAAAAUACCCUGAACACAGAUAAAUAUUUAACUAAUUUAGGCUAUUUUAUUAAUCCAAUGCAUAUAAUAUCAAAUAAUUUAAAUAAACGAUGUAUUAAAACACUUCACAUUCUAUCGACUACACAAAUAUUAGAAUUGAAUCAAGUCGAUAUUAAAAAGAUACCUAUUGAUUUAUUGAUUAUCGAUAUUAAUGAUAAUAGUCCAACAUGGAUAUCAGUUAGUAAUGGAAUGAACUUCCAUCCAACUAGAACAGCGACAACAACAACUACUGAUAUCGAUAUUAACAGUAGUGGUUAUCAGAUAAAUAUACCAAAUAUUGUUGUCCAGUUAUCUGAAAUCCCUAAAGAUGCUGGAGACGACUAUUCCAGUGUACACCAACAACAACAACCACAACUGCAACAACAUCGUCAGCAAACGUAUCACCAGCUUCAAUCAUCACGUACAAUGCUACCAAGAGCUUAUGAUCCUGAUGAAGGAGCUAACAGUCAAGUAACAUAUCAUCUAGAGUCAAUCAAAAAGCCGAUCAAUGCCCAGAACAAUAUUGAUCCUACUGAAUAUAUUCCGUUUAUUUUAGAAGAUAAUCCUAAUGGACCAUUGGAGUUAAUUUCAACAAUUAAUUUAGACUAUGAACAGAAACAACAUUAUGAAUUUUAUUUGCUAGCUACUGAUUCUGGAUUACCCCAGCGUACAGGUACUGCUCUGAUCAAAAUCAAUAUAAUCGAUGUCAAUGAUCAUCCACCAAUAUUUGAUAAAUCAAUAUUUUAUCCACCAAAUGGUGGUAUCUCAGAGAAAACACUUCCCGGUACUGUGGUAUUAAAUUUGUCUGCUACAGAUGGAGAUGCUUCACCGAUGAAUAAUAGGAUUCGAUAUACAAUGGUUCCAGGUACACUGGCGAUGAAUUAUUUCAGUGUACAGGCGGAUGGUACAAUUAUAUUGAAACGUUGGUUAGAUUAUGAGACAAUGGAGACAAGUUUAACAGAUGAUCAGCUGUUGUUUAGUUCAUUUCUGUCGGAUAUGCCAUCGUCAUCAUCACCGACAUCAUUGUCCAACCUCAAUAAUCCCAACAUCAAUCAGAAUUCUAAAAGAUUUGUCUUCCAAGUGAAAGCUAUUGAUUCUGCACCUCAACCAUAUGAACGCAGUAGUACAGCAGUGGUUAUUAUCCCAGUGAUUGAUGAAAAUGAUGAAAUUCCAAUGAUAUCCGUGAAAUUUCUUGGUUCUUCGGAGAUGACAAGUCAAGGAGAAACAGGUUUAGUUAAAGAAAAUAUUCGACCACCUAUUCAACUAGCAUACGUCCAAGUAAGGGAUCUUGAUUUCAAUGGAAAUGAUCAAGUCACAUGUUCACUAACUGAUACUGUAAACUUUUCCUUGAAAUCAAUCAAUUCUAUCGAUCAAUAUGGUAGUAAUAACAAUAAUGCGUUGAUUGAUAAUCUUCAUGAAGUCAAUAGUCGAUUACAACUUCCGUCUUCGUCAUCCUCAUCAUCCUUGUCACUGACAUCUACAAAUUCCAAAAAUGAUUACAUUUUAAAUCUGAUUACAAAACCUGAUCGUGAACUCAACCCCUUAUAUUAUAUCCGUAUAAAAUGUACAGAUCAAGCAUUGAAUUUCAAUGAACAAACCAUCCGAAUCCGUGUCCUCGACAUGAAUGAUGAACAGCCAAGAUUUCAAAAAUCAAUAUAUCGAUUUAAUCUACCAGAGAAUAGUGAUAAACAAGUGAAAUCGUUUAACACUAUUGAUGGAUAUCUCAAUCGGGAUAAUGAUAAUAAUAAAGAUAAAAUCACAUAUACACCACCACAUCAAUCAAUACUUGCUACGUCAAAUGGAAGAGAAGACGAUGAUGUUGAUGGUGUUGAUCAUGAAGAUCAUUAUGAAUAUCGUAUAGGUCGUGUCCUCGCUGAAGAUAAUGAUCAAGGCGAGAAUGCACGUAUUGAAUACUAUUUGGAUGAACAUUUCUUAGAGAUUAAACCAUCGGAUAGUUCAGUUCUACCUUCAGCUUACCUACUAACAAAUAAACAAACUCUUCUUGACGAUAAAAACGUUUUCAUUUAUCAUCAAAGUCGUGAGGCAAUCCGGGUGGAUCAACUCUUUCGUAUUGAUUCACAAACAGGAAUGUUAUAUGCCCUGAAGAAAUUCGAUGUAGAAAAUGUUGAUUUAUUUCGUUUUAACGUGUAUGCUUUGGAUCAACCGAAUCAGUUGACAUCAAUUCGACAUACGGGGACAGCGACGAUUGAAAUUAAAAUCACUGAUGUUAAUGAUUGGCCACCGCUAUUCAUACAAACAAAUAAUUCAAUAUUCAAUGCCACAGAUACUACUACUACUACUUCUAUUACUGAUAAGGAUGGUUUAAGUAGUAGUAGCGGUAGUUCUUCACGAAGUCUUAGUAGCGCUGGCAGUGAGAUUCAUUCAACUGAUAACAAUAAUACAUCUAUUGAUCAUAAUGAAUUACACUUUGUAAAUAAUUAUGUCUUCCAUGUUAAAGAGAAUAGGCCAGCGUAUUGGUUAGUUGGACGUAUCAUUGCUAUUGAUUUAGAUGUGGAGAGUAAAGCGAUGACACAUAAUUUGUUGAAUAAAUUAUCCGCUUCGGGUGGAAAAUCGUCAUCAUCAUCAUCAUCAUCACCGUCAAAACAGACGUUUCCUUCGCCAACAUCAUAUAUAACAUUAAGAAUAGCGAAUGAUUCUCCGUUGGAUAUACGUCGAACAUUUAAUCUACACGCUACACAAGGUUAUUUGAGAACGUCGGUUUCAUUGGAUCGUGAAAAACAAAGUAUGUAUGUGUUUAAUGUGAUUGCUUAUGAUGGUAAUCCAUCGACGGUUACUUCACAGACGUCAACGGCGACAGUCACAGUUUUUGUUGAGGAUGAAAAUGACAAUGAUCCUGUUUUUAUUAGACCUGCUACUGCCAGUUUACCUGCAUCCUCAUCGUCAUCCUCACCGCGUCAAACGAAUAUCGAGAUGUCAAAACAUAGUUCAUCACAAUCAAUAAUUCAUCAAACGAUUUCAAAUAAUUUACAAGAGAAACAAAAUGGCGCCAAAUUGAAUUGGCCCGCUUUUCCAACUUCUAUGGAUGAUGGUAAAAAUGAUAGAUUAAAACAAAUCAAUCAUAAUAACAAUAAUUUACUGAAACCAGUUGCACAACAAAUUAGUAAUAAUAAUCAUGAUAAAGCGAAUAUACCUGUUGUAUUGGUACACAGAAGAGGCAAUAAUAAUAAUAUUAACAAUGAUGAUGACAGUUUCAAUAGGAAUGAAGCUUCUCAUAUGGAUGGUGAGUCAAGACCGCUACUUCAAAUCGAAGCCAUAGAUGCCGAUGCUGGUGACAAUGGUAAAAUCACCUAUGAGAUUAGCGCUGGAAAUACAGACAAUCUAUUCGUCCUUAAUGCCGACACAGGGAUACUUUCCCUCUCUUCAAACUUGUAUACCACCUCAGCAGAACAAUCAAUAGAAUCUUCAUCAUCAAAAAAUACAGAAAAAACAAAGCACAAUUCUCUUACUCCAUCUAAUCCAAUCAUGUAUAUGCUACGCUUUGAAGCAUGUGAUCGUGGCCUACCAAAACGUUGUGCGCUACCUAUCUGGGUACAAUUGGUUAUCGAUCCGAAUGAAUUUCCACAUCUUGCACAACUCUCUCAUUUAACAAAUUAUUUAAAUCCAUCACUAGUCAACAAUGCUGACAAACUGAAUCAACCGCCAUAUUCAAUGGAUCAAUCUAUUGAACACAUUGAACAGGCUAAAACAGCUUUAAUUUCUGGUUAUUUUCAUUCAAAUUUGAACAACAAUAAUAAUAAUAACCGUAACAAUAAUAACAAUGCUGAUUUAAACAAACAAAACCAUAUACGCUUUCAUGAAGACGAUGGUUUUAUCAGUGAUGUGAAGGCAAAACUUCUUAUCCCAUGA